Molecule: messenger RNA, 2531 nt
Organism: Megachile rotundata (alfalfa leafcutting bee)
Lineage: Eukaryota; Metazoa; Arthropoda; Insecta; Hymenoptera; Megachilidae
Gene: Su(var)2-10
Product: E3 SUMO-protein ligase Su(var)2-10
Biological process (GO): regulation of transcription by RNA polymerase II; protein sumoylation
Cellular component (GO): chromatin
Molecular function (GO): zinc ion binding; transcription coregulator activity; SUMO ligase activity
Source: RefSeq, a predicted model, not a curated record
UAAAGAUAAGUUCUAUAGACAAUUUAUGGGUUUUGUAUUGUAUUAUGCUUUCAUCGUAUGAUCGUGUUGCGUUAUCGUAUCGCGCAUUCAAAUACAACAAAAUAACUGGCUAGAGGAUCUUAAAAAUUACUUUGUACUUCUAGAAGUGUAGGUUUCUGUAAUAAAUCGUAUCCACAUAACCUUUAGUGAUAUAUUGUUCAUUAGUUAUAAAGAAAUACGAAUUGUUUGGUUGGGUGUUUGCAAUUUGAUAGAUGAAGAUUCAAACAUUCUUUUUACGUGAAGUUAAUGAAAAUUGAAUGAAAUCCGCGUAACUUGAAUUUAUACAUUUAACGUGAAGCACUAGUGUAUUUUUACUAGCUCUUUCUGGAGGUAGUGGAUAUUUAAAAAAUUAUAUCAAUACCGUAAAUUUGUCGUAUUACAUAAAAUUCAAGUUAGGCUUUGAAUUGACUGCAGGCAGCCAUCUUGGAAAAAUCUUUUUCGUAUUUCGAACGAACAAAGUGUCAAAUAUUGAUAAUUCCCUUCAUCUUAUGCCGGUGAACUGAGAAUUUCUCAAUAAAAACCGAGCUUUUCCCAGAAGGUCAGACUUUUCGGAGCGGCCUUGGAAAUAAAAUGUAAAAAUCAAUUUCGCGCCAUAAAACAGUAUUAUUCAGUAACUGCAUUUAAGAACAAGAAAAAUAUAGAAACGAGUUGUGUUACAAACAACUCGAAUAACCGUUUUCUGUUGAAAGUUCAAAAUAAUCCAGGCAAAACGGCUCCACCAAAGAAACCGUAUAAGAAGAUGGCCGAAACGAAGGAAUUGGAGAAUAUGGUUCUAAGUUUUCGAGUCUCUGAACUACAAAUGCUUCUUGGUUUUGCUGGUAGAAAUAAGUCGGGUAGAAAAAACGAAUUACAAGCACGUGCUCUAGAAUUGUUAAGGUUGAGAUCACAUCCUGUACAACUUAAAAUACGUGAAUUAUAUAAAACAAUACAAGCUGAUCAAUUGGCAGCACAUCAAAUGUAUGGUCAGACAGGUGGUUCCGGAGAACCACAAAUCGAUCAAAACAUGCAUUCCAGAAAUUAUUACACUAGACAAGCAAUCAGUCAGCAGCAACAGUCACAAUCUUCAGUUUCCAGUGGGAAGGAUCUACCACCUGCACAUCAAGCAUCUAUACCUCAGGCACCUAGAACUAAUCCUGUAUAUCCAUCCUCGGGAUAUACUAGUGUAACACCACAGAUCUUAACAUUUCAGCAAACAUCAACUGCUCCAUAUAAUCCAUAUCCAUACCCACCAAAAGUUUUGCCCUCCCCAUUGCAAAUACAGUCCAGAAGCCAAUAUCCUAUACAUCCAGAUGUUAGAUUGAAAAAACUUCCAUUUUUCGAUUUAUUGGCUGAACUGUUAAAGCCAUCUAGUCUAAUGCCCCAAGGGUCCAUGAGACUUCAAGAGAACACAUUUAUGUUUCAUUUAACACCACAACAAUCAACUGAUAUAGCUAGUUCAAGAGACUGUCGUGCAGGAAGUAAAAUGGACUAUACUGUGCAGGUACAAAUGCGAUUUUGUUUACAAGAAACUUCUUGUGAACAAGAAGACUGUUUUCCCCCAAGUAUUGCUGUGAAAGUAAAUGGAAAGUUGUGUCCUUUACCUAAUCCUAUACCUACAAAUAAACCGGGUGUAGAACCAAAGAGGCCACCACGGCCUGUUAAUAUUAGUCCCUUAGUUAAAUUAUCUCCCACUGUAGGAAAUCAAAUUCAUGUCACGUGGUCGGCUGACUAUGGAAGACGAUAUGCGAUUGCGAUAUAUCUAGUUAGAAAGCUUUCAAGUGCAGAAUUAUUAAUGAGAUUAAAAAAUAGAGGUGUCCGUCAUUCAGAUUAUACAAGAGGCUUAAUUAAAGAAAAGCUUAACGAAGAUGCAGAUAGCGAAAUAGCAACGACGUCGUUAAGAGUAUCGUUAGCUUGCCCGUUAGGAAAGAUGCGUAUGAGCACACCAUGUCGUGCGUCGACGUGUUCACAUUUGCAAUGUUUCGAUGCUUCGUUGUUCCUUCAAAUGAAUGAAAGAAAACCUACGUGGAAUUGUCCGGUCUGUGAUAAGCCGGCGUUGUACGAUAAUCUUGUUAUCGACGGAUACUUUCAAGAAGUAUUAAACUCUAAGAAACUAUUGCCCGAUGUGAAUGAAAUUCAAUUACUUCAAGAUGGUUCGUGGGAGAAUUUGGUAUUGAAGAAGGAGAAAGAUAAGGAUAAAAAUGAAACAAAAGUUAUUACGAAUACAGAGAAUCGCAAGAUUGACGUGGAUACGGUGGAUCUGGAUGAAAAUACUCUUACACCUCCGAAGGAGAAGAAACGAGCGGUUGUUAUUGAUUUAAUAUCGGAUAGCGAUGACGACGAUGAACAUACUACUCCAACGCAAAGUACAAAGAAAGUAGCUAGUGGUACUUCUUCGCCCAAAAAAUCGCAAACUAGUUCUAUUAGCAGUACGAGUGAAUCACCAGAAUUGAUGAUAAUUGAUUUAGAAUAGAAGUUUUUAUACUACACUACAAUAAAAUUGCCAAAACCUUAAA